Zerene cesonia (dogface butterfly) is the source of this 4476-nucleotide messenger RNA. It is a transcript of the gene Ypel, whose product is annotated as protein yippee-like CG15309. The record is from RefSeq and is a predicted model, not a curated record. NCBI's taxonomy places the organism in Eukaryota, Metazoa, Arthropoda, Insecta, Lepidoptera, Pieridae. Bases 424 to 915 code for a protein of 163 amino acids. The transcript is spliced from 7 exons.
GCCGCCUGUUUUUGACGCAGCAGCGCAAUUAAAGUGCGCAGGCAGUGCAACGAUUAUCACGUUCGCAGGCCACUGAAAAGUGAUGUAAAUAACACGUAAAAGCCUUAUCAUUGUAAACAUAGACUAUACAGUACUUACAAAAUCAAUAUUUUCCCCAAUAAUCGUGUCGUGAUUGUUUGGAAGUCCAUAACACUCGCAUAGUGAAAACUACGACACAAGUGAUAUUGACUUAUGUAAAAUGAAUCCGUGAUACUCAACGAAACAAAGACAAUUACAUAAAAAGACAUUCGUUUCGAGGAGCAUAAUAAUUCGAGUGUCUUCUGUAUUGGAUGAACAGAAAGGCCCUUUCUCCGAAGUAUCGGAAGUGGUACAAAGACCGUCAUAAAAGAGACAGUGAUAGCAGGAGUCCUAACGGCAACAUUAAUGAGAGGGUGGCGGGUGCAAGGGAGCAGCGCGGGGCGCGGUGGGAGGCGGCGCGCGGCAGGUGACCGACGCUUCACGCGGCUCAUGUGGGCGGCGAGCGCGUGCUGCUCGCGCCAGGCAGGCGACGGCGGCGCGACCGCGCGCACGCCCGUCAAGACCUUCCAGGCGUACCUGCCGCCGGCGCACCGCACCUACAGUUGCAUACACUGCCGCGCGCACCUCGCCAGCCAUGACGAGCUUAUAUCUAAGUCGUUUCAAGGCAGCCAGGGGCGUGCAUAUCUAUUCAAUUCUGUAGUGAACGUGGGCUGCGGGCCGGCGGAGGAGCGCGUGCUGCUGACGGGGCUGCACGCCGUCGCCGACAUCUACUGCGAGUGCUGCAAGACGAUGCUCGGCUGGAAAUAUGAACACGCGUUCGAAUCAAGUCAAAAAUAUAAAGAGGGCAAGUUCAUAAUAGAACUCGCUCACAUGGUGAAAGAGAACGGGUGGGACUAGGGCGCUGGGACUAUAGUGCUGUGACCCUUUCCGUCAAUUACGCGCCGAGCAUGUGAGCUCGAGCGCCGCGGUAUAGCCGCGAGACCUUCCGCCGCCGACACAGAGAUUAUUUUUGUCAUACUAAUCAAUUAUUAUUGGGAUUCGUUGGUGGCGGAAUGCCGCGCGGCUCCAUUCCCGCGCCUGUCAGUCUUUAAUUGUCUGUGGACAGUUCAACUGUCAAUUGUCAACUGUCAACGUACGCAGGUGUUGUCUAUGCGCAACUGUCAGUGAGUCGCGGCUCCGGCACAUUGAACAUUGACAGGACGUAAGGUGUUACAUUAGCGGCUUAAGCUUGAGCACCGCCAUUCGACGUAUACAUAAGUUAUCGAUCUCAACAGCCCAGCUUCGGGCAGUGGGCGUAGAAUUUAUACUAAUUUUUAGUUGUAGCGACAUUUUAUUUUCGCCUCGUGCGAAUAUCUUAAGUUGUAUUAGUUAACGCGUCAUUAUUAUACUAUAUCGGAGAGAACACUAAUACUUCUUGUCCCCUUUUAACCUGUGAUAAGUAUGUUAGUAUAGAGUUUUUGAAUUUCUUGAACGAUCAUUUCAAGAGUUGCUCAGACGAUGUCAGAAGUAUGUUCCUAAUUUCAGCUGUACAAUUUUUGCUUUACUUUUUCGUUUUGUACUAGUCGAUGCGAUUCGAGAAUCGAUUCCAAUUUAUUAUUUUGCGCUCCAUAAAGUGACUUUUAGUUUAAUUAAUUUCGAGAACGUUCUUCGUUUUGCUUUAUUUUCCGAUUGGAAUUUGUAUUUACAACGUUUAUUUUGAACAUGAAAGUUGGAAGUAGGAGAGGUAUCGAUUUGAUCGAACAUUUUUAUAUAUACGAAGGGAACAGUUAGAAGUUUUAUUAUUCAUUUAUUGUUUCCAUUUAAAUGUAUAGUAGUAGAGACAUUUAACCCCAUAUAUUUUUAUCUAAAAUCUGCAUGGUACUUCAUUUACGUAUACUAGUGAGGAUAUCUAUGUAAGAUUAUGCAAGAGCUUUUAAUAUGUAUCAGAAUGGUGACUGUCAAACGAAAUUGACGUAUCAAGACAAACAUUUAUCUGUUAUCUUAGAAAUGUCUUGCAUAUUUCUAAACACAAAAGUCGUAUUGUACUAGAAUGUCGGUUAUGGGUAAUGCUACGCUUGUCUAUGGUUGGGAAAAUACAGAAAUGCUUUCCAAUUGAAUGAUAAAUACAACGAAAAGUUCCAUAAAUACUAUAAAUACCUGUUACUACGGCGGUUGAAACUAGAUGCGAUAUUUUACAUUAUGGGAUUUUUCUAAUCGACACGACAUUACAUGAAAAUAUAAUAAAGAAAAUUAUUUCCAUGUAUUGCUGAUUAACUUUACGAGUUCGCACGACGCUAUUGCAAGUCAGUUUACCAAACUGUGACACGCGAAUACAAAAUAUGGCGUCCAAUAAUUGUGGAAUGAUACACUUUAAUCCAGCUAUGCUUACAGAUAAUUUAAUAUCAACAAAUUACCAAUUAUCAUAUGAAUAACCACAAUCAUCAACAGUUGCUUGAAUACUGUAUCACAAAGUACAAAUAAAAUGCAUAGCGGGGGUUUAAAGUGAUCUCAUGAAAUGAAGUUAUAUCGAUAUAUCUAAAAAUUGUCCAGCAACGUUCUACAACAAUUCGUUUUCAUUAUCUUUUCGUAACAUAUUCAAUACUUGCUCGAAUAUUUAUUACUACCAAAUAAUUACAAGCAAAAUGUCUUCUAUAUUAAUUUAUGUAACCAAAUUAAAUGUUUUUUAAAGAUAUAUCGAUUUAACCCUAUGAAAUGGGUAGGAGUAUACCCGUCGCCGUACUAUCAGAGCGUUAAUAACUGCCACUAGAAUACGUUUUAAUAUACAUAACUAAUAUAAUAAUAAAUAAAAAUUAAAUGGACGUAAGUGACGCUCGUUUGACAUUAACGUUUAUUUUAACAGUAAUUAAAUUAUUAAUUAGUGUCUCAGAUUUGUUUAGUGUUACACCACGUCGUAUAGAUCACUCAUGUAAGGCGUAUUUGUGAUAUGUAAAAUUAACUUUUAACGUUCAGUUUAAUAUAAUGUGUAAAAAUGUACAAAUUCAAUAGUACCUAAUCUAAAAGUCGGAUUCGAAAAACAUUUAUCGACAGAUUAAUCAAAUAUAAGUAAUAGUUUAUAUUUUCGUAUCCAGAUGCUCUAUGUUUGUAAUCAAAAUUGUAAACAUUUUGUUCACGAGGGCCUAAUUACAAUAAAACAUAGUCAAGUACCAAGAUCUCUGUAUUCACCAUAGACACGGCUCUGUCAAAACAACAAAACGUCAGAAAAAAUUCGAAACGAACUGUGAUUAUUGCUUUUAAAAAAUCCGUUAAUCAACCGUGCUUUUUUCGACAUCCCUAAAAGCGACGGCUUGAGACGACAUACAAUCACAUGAUAUAUUAUUGUACAUCUAUCUAUUUAUUUAUAUUUUUAAUCCAAGCUUGUAGAUGCUAAAAUUAAAUGGUAUAUUGUAAUUUGUGAUAUUGAAAGCAGAUACGUCUUUUUUCAUAGGUAAGGUUAUCGGUAAACGCAUCGUUCAUGUGUCUAAUGUAAUCGUAUUAACUGUUAUCAUAGAGUUAAAGUGUUAAGAGUACUGAUGCACAAUGUUCAGUGGAGAUUUGAGCUUUCGACCAUCAUUUGCUUUUAAAAAUCUUUUUGUUUUAAAUACGUCGCUUUUACGUACAGAACACUUCGCUGUUUUCGUAUUUAAAUUUUGACAAAAUAGGUUUCGUUUCUCGUUAUGAACAUUAUGCAACAAUAAUCGAAUUAUUGAGAUUGUCACAGUAGUUUAUAAUUAACACUCUUAGACCUAAUAUUCCCUUGAUCUUUACCGUAUGACACACGAGAAUAUCAAAAUGUGACGUUUAAAGUGAGAAAAUUAAAAAAAAAAGAUUAGAUUUCUGUGAGGCAUAUUCAAAGUAUUUUUCUACUUGAUCGUUUAGGGAUGCUAUUAGAUAUUUUUGGACCAUUGUUAAGAUAAUACGAUCAGUAUUGGAGAGGAUAAAGAAUUUAAUGUUAGUUUUGUGGAUGUUGAUCGAAUGAGAUAUUUGUUGAGAUAAGUGAAUAAGCGUCUAGAUGUAACCAGCACCCACUCGAAAACUGUUCUGCUAUUGUAAUAAGAGCUAACCCUAACUUAUAGUAAAGUUCGUUGAAACCCAACCAAUUGAAUAUAUAUUCCAUUUAUGUAUAUCAAUAGAUACAUGAAGAAAUAAAUUCCGAGUUUCCAAUAAUCCAAAUUACACUAGCCUUCUUGGUUUCAAUGUAUUUUACUGCAUAAUUAGAAGCAAUAACCAAAGCAUGCCGGUCUUGGAGUGUUAACUACCGGACAGCGAACGCGGCGGCGCAUUACAGUAAACGUCUCAAAGCAGAAGGUCCCAGUAGACUUACGAAGGAACCGCUUAUUUUUGUAUUUUCUUAGUAUGUAAUGAAGCAUUAUAAAAUUCGUGGUGUCUCCUAAUGAUUGUGUAUGCAUUAUGCUAUAGAUGAGUAUCUCGUCAACAUUUGGUUGAAAUAAUAAGUGCGUAAUAAAACACUUUUUCGUAUUA